AUGUCCUCCUCAACAGCUAAUCGUGGGUUAUCGCACCCCGGAGCUCCCCGCCUCGUAGCAUUCGAGUUCACCUCGCCCGCCAAUGCAGGCAAUAAAAAAAACAGCCUCAUCUUCAUCGGCGGCCUCACCGACGGACUCUGCACCGUCCCCUAUGUCUCCAAGCUCGCCGAAGCUCUGGAGGAGACAGAAUGGUCGCUCUUCUCGAUCCUGCUCUCUUCAUCCUACGGCGGCUGGGGCGUCAGCAGUCUCGACCGCGACGUCGAGGAGAUCGCACAGUGCGUGCGGUACAUUCGAGAUCUGAAAUCUUCUCGGCUGCCGGGAGCGCCGUCGCAGUCGGGCAAGAUUGUGAUCAUGGGUCAUUCGACCGGCAGCCAGGAUGUGCUGCACUAUAUCUACUCGGCUAACCCCCUUGUGGCCAAUGAAUUUCAGAAGGGCGUUCAGCAUCUGGUCCGGCCGGAGCUUGAUGGCGCAAUUCUGCAGGCACCGUGUUCGGAUCGAGAAGCGUUUAUGAUGCACCGCGAGGCGUCGGCUGAGCCGCAUAAGAUCCGAGGUGUUUUUGACCAGCUUGUCCACUUUGCACGGAGCCAGCCGUACACCGAGGACAAGAGUGACUCCCUGCUUCCGUUAAAUAUGACUAGUAUGCUUGGAUUACCGCCUGAUCCGCUCAGCGCUCGGAGAUUCCUGAGUCUGGCAAGUCCGGACAGUCCCGCGAACCCGUCGGAAGAUGAUCUGUUCAGUUCGGACUUGAGCGACGAGCGCCUAAAGCAGACUUUCGGGAUGAUUGCAACCCAAGGUAUCAUGCGAUCGAAGCUUAUGGUGUUGUAUUCCGGCGAAGAUGAGUAUUGUCCAGAGUGGGUGGACAAGGAGAAGCUGCUUCGGAGGUGGAAAGCUGCCGCGGAAGCUGGUGGCGCUUCUUGGGAUGUGGAGAACAGCGCGAUCGUUGCUGGUGCAAGCCACGCUGUCGAUUCGAUUGGCCAGGCGGAAUUGGUUGAGCGGGUGCUACGCUAUCUGCGGAGUCUUUGA
Molecule: messenger RNA, 1023 nt
Organism: Penicillium lagena
Lineage: Eukaryota; Fungi; Ascomycota; Eurotiomycetes; Eurotiales; Aspergillaceae
Exons: 2
Coding region: 1-1023 (340 amino acids)
Source: RefSeq, a predicted model, not a curated record